Molecule: messenger RNA, 1959 nt
Organism: Hymenoscyphus albidus
Lineage: Eukaryota; Fungi; Ascomycota; Leotiomycetes; Helotiales; Helotiaceae
Source: the annotation of a GenBank genome assembly
CCAGAUAGGUGUACAAUAGCACCUGUGACAGCCCAAGUAGGUACCUAAGCUGGAGCGAAAGCGGUGUCACGUGCGACCACUAGGUAGGUAGCAGUACUGAGGUAGAGGCAGGCCACCAGCACCAGUGGAGGGCAUCUAUCUACUUAUACAUUCCCUGUUCCCAAAUCAGGGAUGUCGCCUGCUCUUCCUGCUUCACCAGAACCAGAAUAAAUCGCUCUUUCAUUCAGGACUCCUUGACCGACACCAUUCUUGGAUUCAUCUUCCUCUGAUUUCGAUUGCGAUUGCGAUUUCAAUGGACGCCCUUGCGAUGGAUAAAAAGGCCAAGCCUAAGCCCAAGGGCCAGGAAACGAUCACAGCGCAGGCGACGCCAAAGCUGCAGAUGGGUCCUCGCAUGCAGGUUAUUGUCUUGGUAGGUUUGUUUUUCUCACAUCGCUCAUCUUGCACAUUUUCCUUUGCUCCUUUGGAGGCAGACUCGCCUCUUGUUUAUGUUGCAGAGAGGCUGUGCUGUUCCUGCUUUGUAUUGAAGGUUCGGAUCGGAAUUAAGGUGGUUUGCAUUUGAUGCAACCAAGCGUGCAUACACUCCGCAUUUCCAGGUUCUAGUGCAAAAUUGAGUCACGUGUCGCUUUCAGGCUUCCAUUCCUUCAUUCCCCUCCCCACAGUUUUUUAUCGUUUGUUGUUCAUGGCUGAUGAUGAAUAGGGAGCUGGUGGAGGUCCCUUUGAGGAUGGUGCAACUAGUAUGCUAGUGCGUUCAACAUCAAAAGAUUGGACAAUAAAUUGUUUGCUAGCAGUCGACGCUGGGUGCCAUCUUGCUGCUAUGGCAAGAAUCAUAGAAGAGCACACUAAAAGCGACUCCAAAAGACCGAUUACUCUAAAAGCUGGUCCUUUCCAAGGACUCACUCUCCCACACAUCAACAAAAACGCCAAUGCGCUUCACAUCACCAAGGAACUGGUUCAAACCUUCGUGAUCACACAUCCGCAUCUUGACCAUACCUCAGGCUUUAUCUUUGCGACUGCAGGCAUGGAUUUUAAGCGGCAAAAGAAGCUCGCAGCUUUACCGAGCACCCUUCAAGCAUUCCGACAGUUUAUCUUCAACGGUAUCAUCUGGCCAAAUUUAUCGGACCAACAUGCUGGAGUCAAGUUAGUGAGCUAUUAUGAGUUGACUGAUGGAGGAGAGCCGACAAUCGAGGACGGUGGCUACGUGACGCUUGCAGAGGGUUUGGAUGUGAUGGCAAUGCGAAUCACCCACGGAAAUUGUAGACUCCAACAUUUCAGCCACACGAUGAAGGGAGAUGCUGAGAAAGGGUGGUCGUAUCCAAUAUCAACUACAAUUUCAACUACUGGUGCGCCAAGAGAUUCAAAGACACAAACACCCACCGCCAGCGGCUACAAACCCGAAUUUAAUACUUUCUCCACUCGAGAUGAUGAAUGUCCUGUUGACAGUACAGCGGUUUUCAUUCGUGACGUCGCUAGCAAACAGGAAAUUCUAAUUUUCGGAGACGUGGAACCUGAUACCAUUUCUAUACGACCACUCAACAAAUACGUAUGGGAAAAAGCGGCUCCGAAAAUCGUCGCGGGUCGACUAAAGGCCAUCUUCAUCGAGUCCUCGUUCACGGAUGCCAAGGAGGACGAUUAUCUCUUCGGUCACCUCACGCCCAAGUAUAUCUUCCAAGAGCUGAAGAGUCUGGCCGCUAUGGUUCAAGUACUCGGCGGUCCUCCAAAUAAUUCCAAGAAGCGGAAGCGUCUCGUCAGCGGUAAAACGACGAAUUCCGCGUACGAUGGCCCCUUGAGUGGGAUCAAGGUUAUCAUUAUACAUGUCAAGGAUCAGAUCUUCGAUGGGCCGGAUCCGAGGGUGACUAUUCUGGAGGAGUUGAAGGCGCAUGAGGAGCGAGAGAAAUUGGGGGCUCAGUUUUUUGUUUCGGAAUCGGGGGAUUCGUUUUAUAUUUGAGGAUUUUGUGAAAG